UGAUCAGACACUCUCCUCCUCCACUACUCAAAUUCCUUCUUUUCGAUUCGAUACCUGGCGUUCAUGGAUGAAGACCGAGAGAAACGUCACCGUUUCAAACGGCCAAGCUCAGUUGAUUGGAUAAGCAGCUUACCAGAUUGCUUGCUAUCCCAGAUCCUCUCGAAUCUCCCCACCAAAGACGCGGUCAAGACCAGUGUCCUCUCCACCAGAUGGAGAAGCCUCUGGAAACAAGUACCUUCUUUGGAUUUAGCGAACUUCGAUUUUUCCUUGUAUUUCCCAUACUGCACCAAGUUCUUAACAUUCGUCGACAGCUUCCUCCUCGAUCUCAACAGAGAUUCUUGCUUACACGAGUUCAAAUUAAAGUACGAUUCCGACGGAGAGACCGAUCAUCUCAGCCGUUGGAUCAACACUCUCGUCAAACGUAAAGUGAAACACAUCGACAUCGUAGACGAAUCGAACGCAAGCUGGGAUUUCCCGAUCCCGACGACGCUCUACUCUUGCGAGAGUCUGGUCUCUUUAAAGCUCUCUGGGCUAACUUUACCUAAUCCAAACCUCGUUGUUUCUUUACCUUCUCUCAAGACUAUUUAUCUCACUAUCGCUAAGUUCGCUGACGAAACGACGUUGGAGAGGCUAAUCCCGCAAUGUCCGGUUCUGGAAAGCUUAGGUAUCGAUAGGAGCUUUUGCGAUGACGUUCAGGUUUUGCGUGUGCGGUCUCGGUCUCUGCUGAGGUUCACUCAUCUUUCCGACUGCUGUGAUGAUUCGGAUGAGGAGUUUGUGGUUGAGAUUGAUGCUCCCAAGCUAGAGUAUUUCAGGGUUGGUGAUCAUAGAGUUGCGAGUUUUGUACUGAAGAAUGUGGCUUCUCUUGUUGAAGCGGAUAUCGAUACUGUGUUUAGCUUGGAUUAUGAUAAGAGUUUUGAUCCGAAUGAUGGACAGAAGAGGAAUGUGAUUCGUGGUUUUCUUGUGGGGAUCUCUAGGGUCAAAGAUAUGACCAUCGCCUCGAGUACUCUUGAGGUCAUUUAUGAUUACUCAAGAUGUGAGCCACUACCUUUGUUCCGUAACCUAACGUUCUUGCGUGUUGACUUCUACGGCUACAGGUGGGAGAUGUUGCCUGUCUUUCUUGAGAGCUGUCCCAAUCUUAAGUCCCUUGUCGUGGGAUCUAUUAGAGGUCGGGAGAAGGAAGGAGUUCAUAUUUUGUUCGAACCUCAGUGUUUCCUACCAUCUCUAGAGUAUGUUAAGAUAGAGAGGCCGUUGAAAGGGGAGGCGAUGGAGAUUAAGCUAGUGAGUUACUUACUUGAGAACUCGACAAUCCUCAAGAAACUGACCUUAUUGUUGGAUGUUUCCAGAGAGAGAGAAGAAUCUGACAUUCUCAAAGAACUCCUUUCCAUUCCAAGACUCUCUAGCUCAUGUCAAGUUGUUGCUCUCUGAUAUGAUCCUUAUGUUUAAAUAGUUUUUUUUUUAUAUUAAAAAAAUCAUUAUAUUACUCAAAUUUGAAGUGAUCCAUAUUUAAAUAA
This is a messenger RNA of Brassica napus (rape), 1511 nucleotides long. Its product is annotated as F-box/LRR-repeat protein 13. Lineage: Eukaryota; Viridiplantae; Streptophyta; Magnoliopsida; Brassicales; Brassicaceae. Gene Ontology annotation, molecular function: protein binding. The coding region runs from base 64 to 1425 and encodes 453 amino acids. The record is from RefSeq and is a predicted model, not a curated record. The transcript has 2 exons.